Arxiozyma heterogenica is the source of this 906-nucleotide messenger RNA. RefSeq names its product Lds1p (gene LDS1). The record is from RefSeq and is a predicted model, not a curated record. Gene Ontology annotation, cellular component: ascospore wall; lipid droplet; prospore membrane. The coding region runs from base 1 to 906 and encodes 301 amino acids. NCBI's taxonomy places the organism in Eukaryota, Fungi, Ascomycota, Saccharomycetes, Saccharomycetales, Saccharomycetaceae. The transcript has a single exon.
AUGUGUUUUACAAUAACGUUUAUUUUAACCGCAAUUAAUGGUUUGUUUUAUAAAUAUGAUCGUUCACAAAAAUUUUUGGUUUUGCCUGACUCCUCAACUGAUAAGAAUGAACUAAAGGAUAAAACAUAUAAAAAUGAAAUUAGUAAAAUAAACACAAGGGUGAUUAAUAUCAUAUCUAAUUUUUCAAAAAGCUUUUUUCAAGAUUCUCCAUGGCUAUAUCCCUUUAAAGGCAUAAGCAAUUUUUUACAAUUUAAAGAAAAAUAUCUUAGAACCGUGCUAGGUCGUUUUUUUUUAUAUCUGUGUAAUUUCUCCUUCAUAUUGGUCCUAUAUUGGCUCACAAUCACACCUAUAUAUUUGACAAUGUUUCUCAUAUUAGGUCCAUUCGGCGUCUGGUUAGUUCUGUUUCAUUCCAUUUUACAUGCAAACUGUCUGACUAUGCUUUCCAGUAGAUUAAUGUAUCCAAAUGCUUCUUUGAUAUUCAAGUGUUUACGUGUUCACAACUAUACAAAAGUCAAGAUUGGUAAUAUUGCAACAAUCAGAUAUUACGUACCCAUAACAACAAAAUAUUUUUGGGUCUACUAUCUCCCCAAAAAAAUCAUUAAAUAUUUGUUUUAUUUCACUAUUUUCCUGUUUCAAAUAUUCCUUUCAUUUAUACCAAUUGUGGGGCCUUUCCUUUUCCAUUUGACUAUGGCACCAUAUAUUGGCAGAAUCUAUUUAACAAAAAUAUUAAGAUUACAAAAACUAAAUAAUUUACAAAGAAAAGAAUACUUCUAUACCUAUUUGGGCAUGUUUGCAUCUUUUGGUGUCACUGCUGGUUUGUUGGAGACAAUCCCACUUCUUUCUGGGAUUUGCCUAUCCACUAACUAUAUUGCAACAUCUUUGUGGUUGAUGGAUAAUGAAAAGUAA